Molecule: messenger RNA, 558 nt
Organism: Chelonia mydas (Green sea turtle)
Lineage: Eukaryota; Metazoa; Chordata; Testudines; Cheloniidae
Gene: SATL1
Product: spermidine/spermine N1-acetyl transferase like 1
Exons: 6
Coding region: 1-552 (183 amino acids)
Cellular component (GO): cytosol
Molecular function (GO): N-acetyltransferase activity
Source: RefSeq, a predicted model, not a curated record
AUGAGCUGUUUCCGAAUCCGCCCGGCAGAGCCCCGGGACUGUCCUGAAAUCCUGCGCCUCAUCAAAGUAAGAGAGGGACAGAAGUGUGCAGGCAUCUUUCCCUCAGAACUAGCUGCAUAUGAAAAUAUGCCAAAUGCAGUAAAACUAACAGAAAAAGAUUUGCUUGAAGAUGGCUUUGGAGAACAUCCUUUCUACCACUGUCUAAUAGCAGAAGUGCCAAAGGAGGGACAAACAGGAAGUAGUUGCAUUGUAGGCUAUGCUAUGUAUUACUUUACGUAUGACCCUUGGAUCGGCAAGUUACUUUACCUGGAAGACUUCUAUGUCAUGGAACCGUAUAGAGGCUUGGGCAUUGGCUCGGAAAUCUUAAAGAGAUUAAGCCAGAUAGCAAUCCAAACAAACUGUAGCUGCAUGCAUUUCCUUGUAGUCAUUUGGAACAAGCCAUCUAUAGAGUACUAUAUGAGACGUGGAGCUUUAGACCUUUCCACUGAAGAGGGCUGGCAUCUCUUCAGAUUUAACAAAGAGAAUCUUCUCAGAAUGGCAUCUGGAGAAUGAAGGAAG